GCCCCACUGAUCCGUUGCAAUAUUUGUCGAGUAUGACAGAUCGAUGAGGAAAUGCUUGUGCUUGCAGAGUACUGGAAUUUUGUGUUUUUAAAAUCCGAGAGUGACGUUUAGUGAUCGGAAAUACCGGUUCAUGGUGAGGAAUAUACCCGUCAAGGUGGUAAUCUGAAAUAUAGAACAAGAGAAUGGCAGAUCAAGGAUUUCCUGAUCAGCAUACUACUACCACAGUCACCUCAUCAAAUACAACAGUGCAGACAAAUAUUCGCUAUGACCCUCUUUAUGUUCGAACCAUCCCAGGGAUGCUGAAAGUUGCACAAAUUGUGCUGAAUCUUUUGGGAUUUAUUUGCAUCACAGUGUCAUAUGGGGCCAUAACAUCGCGUGGCAGCUGGUUCAAUACUGUGGCCAUGGGUGGAUUUUGGUUUACUGGAAUUCUUUUGGCUUUAUACCUGUUUCAUGUAAUAGAGAAGUUCUAUAGGAUUCCAUGGUUGAAGAUAGAAUUUGUGUUUUGUACCAUUUGGACAUUCUUCUACCUUCUGGCAGCUUCAUUGGCAGCUGCUAAUGGUAGAUAUGAUGAAGCUUUUGGAGCAGCUGCGUUUUUUGGCUUUGUGGCAAUGGUUGCGUAUGGCUAUGAUGCAUUCCUUAAGUUCAACGCUGUCCGUUCCGGUGCUCUAGCUCAAGGUGAGCGUGUUGUGACCAAAUCUUCAAGUACAGUUACCUCACCAGCAUACUGAAUUGGAGCUGUUUCCUUCAGAACUCUCUUCAGUGACGCUGCUUUAUCCCAUUGUGUGGAAUGGACAAUUAAUGUAAAUAGUGUGGAUCAUGAGGACUUGCUAGAACACACACCAGUUGUACCUGGGAAUCUAAGACAGGGAUGAAGUGGUUAGUUUAAUAUGGAUCACUUACUGAGCUUUGUUUGGUUGCCUUUUGAUUUUUACAUUGCCUAACUGAAAGGUGCACCAAUUUCUUGAUGUCUGAAAGAUGUGUAAUUUGUUUGGUUAUAACAUUAUGUUAGAUUCAAAUAUAUUAUAUUGCUCAUUGUCUGUAAUGAUA
Cryptotermes secundus is the source of this 1047-nucleotide messenger RNA. Its product is annotated as CKLF-like MARVEL transmembrane domain-containing protein 4. The coding region runs from base 183 to 728 and encodes 181 amino acids. Lineage: Eukaryota; Metazoa; Arthropoda; Insecta; Blattodea; Kalotermitidae. The transcript has 5 exons. Gene Ontology annotation, cellular component: membrane. The record is from RefSeq and is a predicted model, not a curated record.